AUGGCCCCUAGCACGACACACACAGCUUUCGCAGCGCUCGGGUACGCCCUUCUGUUGCUCAACCAAGCCUUCCACGCCUCCGCGUGCACAUGCCUCGCCCAGUACAUCACGCCCUGCGAAUAUGCCCAGGGGAUCUUCACGACCACAACUGUGGUCUUCCGAGGCACCGCGCUGUCCAAGUCUGCGCAGACGGACAUCAACGAAGACGUCACCUUCACCGUCCAGGUGAACGCUGUCUACAGCGGUGACGUCGACGGCCAAGACGAGAUCAGCUUUGUCACCGGAGGCAACAGCGCCAUCUGCGGCGUCGACCUCACCAUCGGAGAGGAGUACCUCCUUGGCCUCUACCCGGCCGGGGACGACCCGUUCGAUUCUACCGGCGGCGGCACGGCCGGCCAGCUGACGGUGGGCCUGUGCGAUCUGGCGCGGGUCUGGAGCGAUGUCCCGGAUGACGAGAAGGCCGACCUGGAAGCCGGGUGCGGUGAAUGUGACGUAUCGUGCGGCGAGUUUCAGGAAUGCCUGCUGUACGAAGACGGACUGGAAUCGGAGUACUACUGCGCGGACACCUGCGACGACCCGGACCGGUGUGCGGACAACGAGACGUGCGUUCUGACCGAGGUUGCGUGCAUCCGCGCACCGUGCCCGCCCGUGGCAUCUUGCGAAGCGACCGAAAACUGCGAUGGAGCCUGUGAUGACACUCAGGAGUGCCUCCAGUAUGCCAGAAACGGCAAGUACUACUGCUCCGACACCUGCGACAGCCCGGCCGCGUGUGAGGAGGGAGAGGAGUGUUCCACCCGGCCUCGGAAGUGGUGCCGCAGCAGCGGCUACGACGGUUGUCCCGAGAAGCGCCGUUGUCGCUAA
Molecule: messenger RNA, 861 nt
Organism: Ectocarpus siliculosus
Lineage: Eukaryota; Phaeophyceae; Ectocarpales; Ectocarpaceae
Source: the annotation of a GenBank genome assembly